This is a messenger RNA of Archocentrus centrarchus (flier cichlid), 2724 nucleotides long. RefSeq names its product potassium channel modulatory factor 1 (gene kcmf1). Gene Ontology annotation, molecular function: zinc ion binding. Bases 196 to 1365 code for a protein of 389 amino acids. The transcript has 7 exons. The record is from RefSeq and is a predicted model, not a curated record. NCBI's taxonomy places the organism in Eukaryota, Metazoa, Chordata, Actinopteri, Cichliformes, Cichlidae. Gene Ontology annotation, biological process: synaptic signaling. Gene Ontology annotation, cellular component: plasma membrane.
UCCGCCGACAGCACUCGGCCAUAAGUGACACUCUGGGAGGGGAAGCGGUAUAAACUGUAAGCUGCUGGGGGAUCCAUCUUGCCUGAAAAACAGACCGGAGUGAAGGAUUUCUUAGUUUAGUGGCUCAGAAACUGUACCGUUCCCCAUUAGACGCGCUGGGGAGCCCGAGGAGGGGGCUGUGUCGCUGUUUGUAGGAUGUCCCGACAUGAGGGUGUGAGCUGUGAUGCAUGUUUAAAAGGCAACUUUAGAGGGAGACGGUUCAAGUGUUUAAUUUGCUACGACUACGAUCUGUGCGCGUCGUGCUACGAGAGCGGAGCCACAACAACAAGGCACACCACAGAGCACCCCAUGCAGUGUAUAUUAACCAGGGUAGAUUAUGAUUUGUAUUAUGGAGGAGACACCUUUUCAGUAGAGCAGCCACAGUCGUUCACAUGUCCUUACUGUGGCAAGAUGGGCUUCACAGAGACAUCCCUACAGGAGCAUGUCACCUCAGAGCAUUCAGAGACUUCCACAGAGGUGAUCUGUCCAAUAUGUGCUGCCUUGCCAGGAGGGGAUCCCAACCAUGUCACAGAUGACUUCACAGCUCACCUCACUCUCGAACACAGAGCGCCAAGAGAUUUAGAUGAGUCCAGCAGUGUGCGGCAUGUACGCAGGAUGUUCCACCCUGGACGAGGACUGGGCGGCCCCAGAGCACGACGGACAAAUAUGCACUUUACUAGCGGCUCCACAGGAGGACUUUCAUCCUCCUCAUCACAGAGCUCCACGUACACCCCCAGUAACAGAGAAGCAAUGGACCCGAUUGCAGAGUUGUUGUCUCAGCUGUCAGGUGUGCGGCGUGCUGCAGGGGGGCAAAUCAACUCAUCGGGGCCUUCAGCCUCUCAGCUUCAGCAACUCCAGAUGCAACUGCAGUUGGAGCGGCAGCAAGCUCAGGCGGCACGACAGCAAGUGGAAUCGGGCCGCCACGCAACACGUCGCGGCAACAACCCGGGCAACACUGGCACUGCCGUCCCCCAACCUAGCACAGCAACUGCCAACACCACCACUGUGGGUGAAAGCAAUCCGUCGUCCUCAUCCCACAGCUCCCAGUUCCUAUUAGCACGGUUGAAUGAACCUAAGAUGUCCGAAGCAGAGCGGCAGUUCCUAGAAGGCGAGCGAGCCGACCGCAGCCUGUUUGUCCAGGAGCUGGUUUUGGCUACGCUGAUGCAAGAAGAGAGCUCCUCCUCUGACGAGGACGACCGCCGAGACUUCGGCGACUUCGGAGCGAUGGGCUGCGUGGAUAUCAUGCCUUUAGAUGUGGCGUUGGAGAACCUCCAGCUUAAAGAGAGCAGCUCUAUGGGGAAGGAGCCUCCGCCGCCUCCUCUUUGAUGUCCGAGCAUCAAGCAGACUGUGUCCUCUGUGCUGCAUCUGUCAGUGAUGGGCAGCAAACAGCAGCAGCAGCAGUCCUCCCUGGCCUCGCCCUUUUCUCCCCCUCCCCGGUUUUCUGAGUUUGUUUUUGGUGAUUGUAAUUUCAGGCCCGUCACCACAUUUGUUAUAUUGUAAACAAAAAAAAUAAAUAAAUAAACGAGAGCAAGUGGGAUAAAUGUGAGAGAGCGCGACGUGAGCGAGAGAAGAGAAAUAUAUAAAUAUAUAUAAAAUAUAUAAAGUUGAUAAUCAAUCCACAUUACUUUUCUUUUAUCAGGUAAAUGUUACAGGCAGCUGUGGCCGACCUUUGCUUCCUGUGACAUUCAAAUGGCUCUCCGUAUAAAUACUCCACAUUCAAAAAGUGAAGAGGGCACAGGCUCCUCUGAUGAAGCUGCUGUGUGUGUGUUUAUGACUAUUAAUAAAUAAAGUGCUUGGAUGGGUGACCAUUAACUACUGCAUGCAGUUAUUUGCAGCGUGCAUGACUUAAUGACCCUGUCAUUAAAACCUUUUUAAAAAUCCCAAAGCUCACAAUUGUUAAAUGAUUAUUUCUAGGGAUGCACUGAUUGUUCGGUUUGUUUUUUUGCUUUCGAGCUACAGAAAUGAGGAAGAGUAACGUCACCUAACAGAUGAACAUCAGCCACUGCCAUCUUAUUAAGGGAUAGCAGGCAGAAGUGCAGACACAUCAGCGCAUCCCUAGUUAUUUCAAACGUGGUUAAGUAUUAAAAGUGUAAGUUUGCAAACUGACAAAGAAAUUGAAAUCUGAGAGUAUAUGUUGAGAGGUUUUCUUUGAAGAAGUGUUUCUAAAAAAGGGGAGAAGUGAUUCUGCUGCAGCGUUUCGCAGCCCCAGUCUUGCCUUUUUGGUGCGUCUAGAAGCAUCAAAUGAAAAUUAAGGACAGAAGAAAGGCACUCCCCUCUGAUUUUUUUUUUCUAGAUAUUAAUGUUUAGUUAUAAACUUAAGCCACAGUAUACUUUUCAAUUUAUAGACGAGUACAGACGCCCGACUGGCUCCGUUGUCCCUGCACAGGGUUCACACCAGUCCACCUGCUUCUGAUCAAUAUUUUUGCUAAAUAUCAGGACCUGGAGACUUUUCACAAUGCAGUUUUUUUUUUUUUCCUCAAAGUUUUAAUUUAACACACUUUCUGCUAAAAGUAGCACCUUUUAUUUAUUCAUGUUUGUUUUCUGAUUCUUCAGAGCCUUGAUGUGGAUCAUGCCACCUUCAUGCCUAUACUUUCACCCUCUCUGUAAAAUGCAAUGAGAUGUAUAUUAAAUUUGUUGGUUAACUUUCAUAACGGUUCUAAGACAUGGGCAGAAUUUUUUUUUUCU